Striga asiatica is the source of this 306-nucleotide messenger RNA. NCBI's taxonomy places the organism in Eukaryota, Viridiplantae, Streptophyta, Magnoliopsida, Lamiales, Orobanchaceae. The record is from the annotation of a GenBank genome assembly.
AUGUUCAUGCUAGUCAAUUGCUCCCACUGCCGUACGCGGUGCAGCUGCCGCCGGGAGCCAAAUCCAUCCGAUGCGCUAUGUGCCAGGCCGUCACGUCCACGCCACGCGCCACCACCGCCUUCUGAGCCGCCUGUCCCGCCUUAUCCUUACUCGCAUGCUCCCUCUGGACCUCCGCCCAACGCCCACGGCCGUAAAAAAGCUGUUAUCGUCGGAUAUCUGGAGCAGCCCGACAUAAGUGGCUGCGCCGCCGUCUCACUCGACUACGACCAGCCCCGUCAUGGCGGGUUGCCGCCGGAACCGAAGUAG